Molecule: messenger RNA, 2090 nt
Organism: Epinephelus fuscoguttatus (brown-marbled grouper)
Lineage: Eukaryota; Metazoa; Chordata; Actinopteri; Perciformes; Serranidae
Product: uro-adherence factor A-like
Exons: 11
Coding region: 1029-2027 (332 amino acids)
Source: RefSeq, a predicted model, not a curated record
CGUUGAUCUCUACUGAUUGGUUAGGGAAAAAAUCAAAUUCCCUCCCCCUUGUAAAUCGCCUUCAAUGGAAGCCAUGUCAGACUGAAGGUUCUGGGAGCUUCAGUCUGACACUCAGGCUAUGGAGAUGGAGGAGGUGAUACCAUCAUGUUGGGUUAAGAAUGGUGAUGUAUUGUGGCCUACACAUGGAACUGCAAGAGCGUUGAAGGCCUGCAAAGAACCAGAACAGUCAUGGACAAAAUUCCCAUUAAUAAAAAUUAAGAUUCAGUCAGGUAUGUGUUUUGUAAGGCAAAGACUUAUGUCAUAACGUAAGGCGAAUUUCAAACUGUCAACACAUACAUAUGGACAUUUCUUAAUUUUUCUGUUUUACAUGAACUUUUAAGUAUAUCUGUCUCUUAUAUAUGUUUGGUAAUUUCUGGACAGCUAUAAUGUCAGUUUUGUUUGUGUGUGUAUUUUGGGGAGACUGUUUUAUUGUUUGGUUUUAUCUCGAACAAUAACAACAACAAAUAACCAUAAAAUUAAAAAUAACUAAAUGUCAGAAGAAGCACAACACAAAUAAACAGCCUCAUCCAGAAAAAAACAACAACAAAAUAAUAUGCUUGAGAGGGAACAGGAGGAAGCAAAAAGCUUAUUUAGUCCUGCCCCUUCCUCACAAAAUCAUAUCAUAUGCAAUAAAAAACAAUGUUGUCAUUCAAGAGCCUCAAGUUAUUGUUGACUGUUGGCAUGUAAGAUCAUAUCCGCUUAUAUAAAAAAUGAAACAAGUAAUUUAUAAUAGCCAAACCUGCAUUUUUACCCAGUUACUGUUAUAUAUUAAGACUUACUCAUUUGUAUGCAUUUUACCAUUGUUGUAUGUACUUUCAGAUGACAAGAAUGAAUGCGAGAAGUAUGAUUUUACAACAACUGCAGAAUUGAGUGGCUCAGAAGAGGAGUUACCAACGAAGAGGAGGCCAAAAAAAAAAAUAUUAUCCUGACUACCAAAGGAUGAACAAACUGUCAAUAAAGACAGUCAAAAAGAAUCUGCUCCAGGUCUUAUGAUAAAGAGUACAGGUGAAGAGGCUACCAAGAAGUCUCGAAAAUUUAUUCCUUGUGAAGAAAGAACCCCGAUGGACAUCCCCUCAAGCCCUCAAUCUCGAUCCUUGGCACACAGUGGUAGCAGGAGUCCCUCUGAGUCUCUUUCUAAUGGUCAAAGCAGAUCAUUCAGCCCUAGCCAAGAGAGUCUGUCCGAAUCCCUUUCUCAGAGACAGCGUGGCGGUUCCUCAGGGUCUUCCACUCAUGGACGGAGAUCAUUCAGCCCUGGCCAAGAGAGUCUGUCCGAAUCCCUUUCUCAGAGACAGCGUGGGGGUUCCUCAGGGUCUUCCACUCAUGGACGGAGUUAUAGCCGAAGGAGUCGGUUCAAGCCACUUUUGCAGAAACGUGGGUGGACUUCCUCAGAGUCCUUCUCAUGGCUGCAGAAUGCUUCUGAACCCACAAGGAGCAGUAAGAGUAUGCAACCCAUUUUCUCCAUCAGUGACACUCCAAGAACGACUAUCGACCGGAGCCUCAGGAAGCCUCCUGAGAAGUCUAUGAGAGCUGAAAGGGAUCCCCCAAAUGCAGCCGAGGCAAUGUCCACGCAUGCACACUCAAACAAAUUGAGGAAUGAAGACUUCCCGAUGUCUGAAAAAAAAUUCCAGAAGAGAGUUCUUCAGCUCCUUCUCGAAAUCAAGGAUACAAUUCACAUUGCCACCUCAUCUGCUGGAACAAGUUAUGAAGUGAAGCCGGCAAACACUGAAGAAGAGCUCGAAGCUUUAGAGAAUUGCCUGGAGGACAAGAAUGAGGGUGCAGAACUAACUAUGACAAAUAAAAUGAUGGCCAAAAUGAGCCUCAGAGGAAGAAGUGGGAAGGUUGCCUUCAUGAAGACUCAUCUGUACAAGACAAUCUGUGAUGCUGUCUUCAGCUCAUUUAAUACAACAAUGACCAAAGUAGAAGAAUAUAUGUCCAAAUAUUUGAAAUAUGCACCAGAGAGGAUGGGUGGUGGUGGCAGAAAGAAGUAGCACAAGAAGGGAAGAUUUAACCAAAGCCCUGCUGUGUUCAGUAUUGCUCAAUGUUCGGGCUAU